Symbiodinium natans is the source of this 2535-nucleotide messenger RNA. The record is from the annotation of a GenBank genome assembly. Lineage: Eukaryota; Dinophyceae; Suessiales; Symbiodiniaceae.
AUGUAUGUGGACUUGCGCAUCAAUGGGCUCACAUUUCGCAUGGUAUCGGUUUACAUGCCACAUGCAGGAUAUCCGACGGAAGACUUGAUGCAAACGUAUGAUUCUCUGCACUGCGUACUAGAAGGCGCGCGAAAAAGGAACAUAGCAUAUGUUGUCGGAGGCGAUUUCAACACUCAGCUACAUGUUGGUCCGCGCGGAGACUUGCUCAUGCAGACAGCUCACAUGUUCAGCAUGGUCAUCGCAAAUGCAGAGCAAGAACAUGACAGUUGGACGUUUUGCAGUUCAAUGGGGGUACGACGUCGUUUGGAUUUUGUGCUUUGUAGUACUGGUUUUGACGUUACGCAUGGUGGAGCAACUGACUUGCUGGAUUUGGGGUCCGAUCAUCGAGCGGUACGUGCGGCCCUUGAGGUGACCGGGCCGCGUAGCCUCCAAGGACGCAAGCCAGUCGCACGCAAGCAACGCUGGUCACCGUCUGUCGCAGAAAAGCGCAGGUAUCAGAUAAACUUGGACACCUGUCUUCAACAGUCGGCGCUGGUCAACAUGUAUGAGCUUGAAUCUUGCGUCGCGCGUUGUGCUAAACUUGCGAGCCAACAAACUGCACAGCGUGAUUUGGCCGAUGUGAAGCCUUGGCAACGUCAGGAUUUUCAGGACUUGCUUGCUCAACGUCGGCAGUGCAGGGACAGAGAGGGUCGUGCUCGGCUUUCCAAACAGAUACGUGCUCAUCUUCGCAGGCAUAUGAGAGACAGAAGAAAUCGCCGGGUGAAUGACAUUCUUUCGGAAUUUCGUUGUUUGAAUCGGAUUGAGGAUGUUUACCACAACCCUUGCAAAGCAGUAAAAAACACCAGGGAGGGUCCAUCGCCACAUGAAUUUACAAAGUAUUUGGAGGACAUUUUCACGCCUGACCGCAUGGAAAUGCAAGAUCCGCAUGUGGGCUCGCAUGAUGUCGUGCCACCAUUCCACCUUCAUGAGCUGAAACAAGCGAUCAAGAACUUGCGGCAUGGCAAGGCCGCAGAUUGCGAUGGGCUGGUGCUGGAGAUGUUUUCGUUUGCAAGUGAUAACCUAUUGACGUGCUUGUUGGGUUUGUACAACAAGGUGCUAUCGACCGGUUAUGUGGAGCAGUCAUGGAAAAAUACCGUUUUUACCAUGCUGCCUAAAGCGGGCGACAAGUCUUUGGUACAGAACUGGCGUCCGAUUGCGGUCCUCAAAAUUACGUACAAAAUUUUUUCCAAGCUACUAUUGGGACGCUUGGCUCCUUUGAUGGAACCCACACUGUCACCAGACCAAAUGGGCUUCCGUCCUUGUACAGGGGUGGAACACGCGUUAGUGGUGCUUGAUUCAAUGCUCGGGAAGUGUGCGGAAUGGGGAUGCGCAUUGUGGUGUGCAAGUCUUGAUUUACGCAAAGCCUUCGAUCGAGUUAAUCACGAGUCACUUUUUGCAGCGUUGGAUGCGGCUGGCAUGCCUGGUGCAUACGUUUCUUUGCUGAGAUCCUUAUACACGUCACAAACGGGCGCUGUCAGAGAUGGUCGGCCAUUUCAUAUACGGCGUGGGGUCAAGCAAGGUGAUGUUCUCAGCCCUCUCCUCUUCAACGUUGCCUUGGAAUAUGCGUUGGAUAAAUGGAAGCAGCGUCUCAGUCAUCAUGGGUGGGAUGUUGGAACUGCAGUGCGAUUGACAAACAUUCGUUUUGCUGACGAUCUUCUGCUGUAUGCGAAGUCUUGUAGUGAACUUACCACAAUGAUCACGUUCUUGAAGCAAGAGCUGUGCAAAAUUGGCUUGGAAUUGAAUGCAGACAAAACCAAGAUAUUCACAACGUUGUCUCUCGAAUUACCAAUGUACAUUGAAGUUGAUGACGAUUUGCUGGAAGUGUUGUUCGAAGGCAAGACGCACAAAUAUCUGGGGCGCUCCCUAUCCGGAAAUGUUACAAAAAGGGCAGCUGUCGAAGUCGCUCACCGUUCACAAGUGGCUUGGGGGAAGUUCAUGAAACACAAGCACGUUCUGCAGAACAAACAUAUUGCAGUUCGUAAUCGGCUGAAGUAUUUCGAUGCUGUGAUUACUCCCACUGUGCUGUUCAGCUUGCACGCGCUGCCUCUGACCCAGAAGCAACUUCAUGACCUCAAUAUCUUGCAAAGGCGUAUGCUACGUUCUAUUGUUGGUUGGCGACGGGUGGAUGGUGAACCAUGGUCUGACACCAUGACGCGCAUGAAUCAACGGGUCGCCUCCGCCCUCCAACAGCACCCUGUCACUGCGUGGGAUCAGCAAUUGCUGUCUAGGCAGUACAACUUUGCGGCAACCGUGACGAGAAGUCAAUGGCCGAGCUUGGUUUGCAAAUGGGAUCCCAGAACUCGGUGGUCAGCGAAUACGACAACACGACCCACUAGAAUUGUGGGCCGGCCCCGUGCAAAAUGGGAUGAUCGACUGUCAAAGUUUGCUGCCCAAUGCUUCCCAAACUAUGUGAGCUGGAUUGAUGCUGCGUGUGAUGUUGAGCGUUGGAAGCUCAAAAAAGCUGAGUACAUAGAAAUGUUCAAAGUGGAAAUGUAA